UCAUUGUGCGCUAUCUUUGCAUAACUGCAUACACGAAAACAUGGGGAAGGUAGAAAGUAAGAGGAUGGUCGUCGUAGCGUUCGCUGCUGUAGUUGCCACGCUGCUGCUGAUGCUGCCGCCGUUGGGCGGCGCGGCACCAGCUGCGGCAGCCACCGGGCCGGGGAGUAAUAAUUGCACUAGGUGGUGCGGCAACAUCAGCAUCCCCUACCCGUUCGGCGUCGAGCCCGGCUGCUACCACGGUCCCGGCUUCAACCUCACGUGCAGGAACGGCUCCCGUCGGCACGGCCCGCCGGAGCUGUUCCUCGGCGACGGCAACGUGCAAGUGCUGGAGGUCUCCGUUGAAGACAGCACGGUGCGCAUCAACAGCACCGGCGUCGUGGAGUUGCCGUAUGAUGGAAGUGGUCGCGCCACGAACAGCACAUGGGGACUCGGGCUUCCGGAGAGUGGGCCGUUCUUCCUGUCGGAGUCGACGAACAUGCUCGAAGCGAUAGGAUGCAACAUCCAGGUUAGCAUCCUUGGGGGUGGGAAUAACAGGUUGGUCAGUUCUUGCACUGCUAUAUGCCCAUCGAUAGGCCCCGGCAGCGUUACUGCGGGAAAUGGUAGCUGCACGGGCAUCGGCUGCUGUCAGGCGAGCAUCGUCCUCGGCUACCCUUUCUACACCAUCCAGAUGAAAUGGCUUCCUGGUGACAUAGCCUUAACUCUUGCUGCCUACAUAGUUGACCAGAGCUUCGAUUUCAGCCUGGACAUGAUUAAUGGGAAAGAUCCUAAAGCGCUUCCGGCCACACUAGACUGGAUAGUUAGUAAUUCGACAUGCCCAACAAAUGAGACCGCCUUCGAGUGUCGCAGUACCAACAGCUAUUGCCAAAACCACACUUCCUGGGUGCAUAGUGGGUAUCUGUGUCAAUGCUCUACGGGCUAUGAAGGCAAUCCUUAUGUUUCUGAUGGAUGCCAAGAUAUCGACGAGUGCCGAUUUCCAGACAAAUAUGUUUGCUAUGGUAUUUGCGAGAACAAACCAGGAAAUUUUAGUUGUCAAUGCAGCCAUGGCUAUACGGGCAAUGCUUCCGUCCCAAAUGGAUGUAUAGACAUCAACGAGUGUGAGCACCCAGAAGCCUACCCAUGCUAUGGAAUCUGCCUAAAUUCCAUCGGAAGUUUUCUUUGUCAGUGUCCUAAUGGAACCUAUGGCGAUCCCUUCACAAAAGGGGGAUGCAUUACCAUCGUCAAGAAAUCCUUCACAGGGUUAAGCAUAGGGCUUGGAGUUGGCGGUGGCACCAGUAUUUUAUUUCUCGCAUUAGGUGUCCCCUUCAUAAUGCAUAAAAUAAAGCUGCGGAAGGUGAAAAAGAUGAAAGAGAAAUUUUUCAAGCAAAAUCAUGGAUUAUUAUUGCAGCAGCUAAUAUCACAGAAUGCAAAUAUUGGGGAAAGGAUGAUUAUUAGCUUAAGGGAGCUUGAGAAAGCUACAAACAAUUUUGAUAGAGCACGUGUGAUUGGUGGUGGAGGGCAUGGAGUUGUGUUCAAAGGAAUUAUAGAUCUAAAGGUCGUGGCAAUCAAGAAAUCAAGGAUCGUAGUACAAAGAGAAAUUGGUGAAUUUAUAAAUGAAGUUGUUGUUCUUUCUCAAGUGAACCAUAGAAAUGUUGUGAAACUAUUUGGAUGUUGCCUGGAGACAGAAGUACCACUGCUAGUUUAUGAGUUCAUCUCAAACGGAACCCUUUAUCAGCAUCUCCAUAUUGAAGGACCGAUAUCACUACCAUGGGUUGACCGAAUAAGGAUUGCACUGGAAGUUGCUAGAGCUUUAUCCUACCUACAUUCAGCUGCUUCUAUACCUAUAUUUCAUAGAGAUAUUAAGUCCACCAACAUACUUCUUGAUGAAAGUUUAACAGCAAAAGUAUCUGACUUUGGAACUUCAAGAUACAUCCCAAUUGAUCGGACGGGAGUAACUACAGAGGUUCAAGGAACAAAGGGUUACCUAGAUCCCUUGUACCAUUACACAGGUCGACUAACGGACAAGAGUGAUGUGUUUAGUUUUGGUGUUCUUCUUAUCGAAUUGCUAACUAGAAAGCAACCAUUCAUCUAUCGGUCCGAACAUGGGGACAACCUUGUUUCACAUUUUAGAAAGCUCCUCGCAAUAGGUAACCUUGUUGGCAUCAUAGAUGCUCAAGUCAUGAGAGAGGAAGAUGGAGAAGUCCAAGAAGUAGCUGCUGUAGCAGCAAUGUGUACUAAAUUGAGGGGAGAAGAUCGGCCAACAAUGAGAGAAGUGGAGACGACACUCGAAAGCAUACUGGUUAAGAAGAAGCAGGUUCCAUGUAUUAAUACAAGAAGGCAUGAUGAGGUUGAAGCUCCUGUUCACUACAUGUCAAUUGAACUGGUUAGUAACGAAUUGAGCAGGCAACACACUAUUAAAGAAGCGAAUACUGGUGAAGCAAGCAGGCAAUUUACUAUGGAAGAGGAGGUAUUGUUGUCGGAAAGCUACCCCCGAUGAAGUUUUGCAGCCAUGUACAACGAUGAACUUCCUUCGUUCAUACAAAUUAUUCUGUGAUUUUUUUUCGGUGUAUGCA
Messenger RNA from Panicum hallii, 2549 nucleotides. RefSeq names its product wall-associated receptor kinase 2-like. NCBI's taxonomy places the organism in Eukaryota, Viridiplantae, Streptophyta, Magnoliopsida, Poales, Poaceae. Bases 41 to 2473 code for a protein of 810 amino acids. Gene Ontology annotation, biological process: protein phosphorylation; cell surface receptor signaling pathway. The transcript is spliced from 4 exons. Gene Ontology annotation, molecular function: calcium ion binding; polysaccharide binding; protein serine/threonine kinase activity. Gene Ontology annotation, cellular component: plasma membrane. The record is from RefSeq and is a predicted model, not a curated record.